Molecule: messenger RNA, 6219 nt
Organism: Portunus trituberculatus (swimming crab)
Lineage: Eukaryota; Metazoa; Arthropoda; Malacostraca; Decapoda; Portunidae
Exons: 12
Coding region: 1126-5094 (1322 amino acids)
Source: RefSeq, a predicted model, not a curated record
ACACACACACAGAGUCAGACAGUCAGACUCGACAAGGCGAGGCGCUGGGACCCUUACCGUUUACCUCUCAUCUUAAUCAUUAAAUUUUCUCUAUCUCCGUCAUUCGCCCGACUUGAAACUUACACAGCGAAGAGAGGAAUUACCAAAGAACAUGUGAUAACAGUGGGAAGUGCGAGAAACGGCGAUAAAUAAGAGAAAAAUGAAAAAAUGUAAAAGGGUGUGUUUGUGAGAGACGGAAAAGAUUUAGCAGUGAAUAAUGUUCGUCUCUCUCAGUCCUUCCUCGUCUGCUCCUCCUCCAGUGUGACAGGAGGAGGAGGAGGAGGAGGAGGAGGUGGAGGAGGAGGUGGAGGAAGGACAGGUGGAGGUAGUGGAGAUGAGAGGGAAGCUGUCUACGCACAAAUAAUGAAGGUUGUGAGGAGAUGAUGCCUGAUGAACAAGACACAACGAUAAUGGAAAGAGGAGGAGGAGGAGGAGAAGGAGAAGAAGAAGGAGGAGGAGGAGGAGGAGGAGGAGGAGAAAGAAGAGUGGAAACAACAACAACAACAACAACAACAACAACAACAACAAUGAGAGUGCACAAAAAUGACAAAAUAUUAACCUCCCCUCCCCUGUCCCCUUCCACAGUGAACGGCGCCCCUCCUUACCUGAACGGCGUGAGGGAGGAGGAGGAGGAGGAGGAGGAGGAGGAGGAGGAGGAGGAGGAGGAGGAGGAGAGAAGAAAGUAGAGAAUGAAAACUUUGGAUACACACAAAGACAAGACAAACUGAUUGAAACUAGGAAUACAUCUCUAUUCUCUUCUUUCAUCUCCUCCUCCUCCUACAUGCCCGUGGAGGAGGAGGAGGAGGAAAGAAGGAGGAGGAGGAGGAGGAGGAGGACGAGCUGUAUAUCCAAGAGGAAGAGGAGGAAGACGAACAAGAACUAUACAGAGAAGAAAAUCCUUUUAAUUUUGAUCUGCAUGGCACAAAUUUCGUUUUAGAUAGGUCCGAGUUGCAAAUCGGGCCGAAAUCUGUAUACAACAUCACACCCCGGGGGACUGGAGGGUUCGGCGCCCCCCUGAGCAACCCCCAGGACACCCCAGACGUCCCACAAGCCCCAGGGGUCCACGUAUCUCACUCCGCGCCUGAUAUGGGGAAGGAAGGAAGAGUGGAUGAUUUGAAACCACUUAACACAAAUGGCAGCGCUCAUUCACUCCACAUUAGCAUCCACACACCUCCUGUCCACCCAGUACCCGCAUAUGACCCCCCUCUACCCACACACACGCACAAGUACCCACACACACACGCACAGACCUUACAGACACACGCACAGACACACAAUUCUCUUCACCAAACUCAGUCAGCACCCGGUUUGUCGCCCACUCCUCAAAUCCCGCCUCUUCCACGCCCAGGGUCCCGCUCGACUAUUCCCCCAGUGACUACAGCCGCCCACACCCCCACCCGCUCUGUUACUAAUCUCGGAAUGACGCCCACGCCCACAGCCACCCCCACAGGAAUGAUUAAUAUUAGUGAAGGAGGAAAUAUGGUAAUGGGAACGCAGAUUGUCAUUCAUUCUGCGUGUGGUAAGCACAGUGACACCACCACUACGGACACCACCACCACCACCACCACCACAGACACCACCACCACCACCAACACUGCCCUGUCGACCCUCCUGGCAGAAGUGAGAGAGAAGCUGUCCACUGUUUACAUUCGGCAGACGAAGACCUCAUUCUUGCCGUGGCUCAAAGGACAUCAAGUUAUCCCAAUGACUGAAUUCUACACUGCCUCCAGGAUCAUUGCCGUGGAUAAGCAGGGGAGACAGACAAGCAGGAGUGUAGAUUUGAUGGAUAAGUUAGUGAAUGAGGAAGAGACGCGGUACCUGGUGGAGGGGGAGCCUGGAAUGGGAAAGACACUGCUGGCUCUCAAGUUAGCCAUAGACUGGGCCAACAAAACCAGCCUGCAGGAGUUUAAGUUCGUGUUUCUCAUCUUUUUAAGGGAUUUCAAAGGGAGUCUUGAGCAGUAUGUCAAGGAGGAACUGCUGCCCUCACACUUCAAGGAAAAGUUCCGCCAAGUGUGGGAUUACUGCAAAGAAAACGAGGAGCAGGUCUUGUUUAUCCUGGACGGCUACGAUGAACUGCAGAAGGAGGAUGAAGGAGACAUACGAAAGCUUCUACACAACCACCAGGACUUCCAGAACAGCAAGGUGGUCGUGACAGCGAGACCAGACGUGUUGAAGACCAUAGCCGAACGCAUGGUUGUCAAGGGUUUCAAUGAGGCACAAAUGAUUGAGUUUAUCACCAAAUAUUUCCGGCUGGUGAACGAGGAUGAGAACGGAAGGUGCCUGAGGAAGAUUAUGGAGAAGGACGGGAAAUAUAGACAGCUGGCAGAGCGACCUUUGUUUUGCGUCCUCCUGUGCAUGUUGUAUGGUUCUGUCGGAGCGAGUAAGCUGCCGGACAGACUGAGUGACAUGAUGUUCAAGAUUAUGCUGUGUCUCAUUAAGUGGAAUAUCAAAAAGGUGGACUUGCGAAUGGAGGAAAGCAUGGAGGCCUUCCCAGCGGAGUAUGACAGUGUGUUUUUGAGUUUCGGUAAGCUGUGUUUGGAUGCGUUACGGACAGAGAAGACACGAUUUAGCGAGAAGGAGAUUAAGGAGGUAGAGAAUUCAGACCUGCUUCUCCAUCUAGGCUUCCUCUCCAACGACAGCGAAAAUAACGUACUCGGACACAAGAAAUUCUGGAAACCGGUGCACAAAAUAUUUCUAGAGUACUUGGCUGGUCUGUACAUCGCUCAACACAUCCAGUCACACCACCGCGGGCCGUGUCGACAAUGCAGGGAGUUCUCUACGGUGUACAGGCACGAACAUGUGUUGAAAUUUGUGGUGGGGAUCCUUGGGAAGAACGCACACUUAGCCCUAGACUACCGUAGACUUCAAGCGCCGUUACAAAUGCGAGACCAGCAGUUAUUGAUGCUUCUACGGGAGACUGAAGCAACGAGAGACAACUGCAGUGCUAUCGCCAGGCUCUUAGACCGAAGGAACGCUGUCAUCUACACAAGCGACAUUGAUUUUGAAGGCUGGCGUUACAUUUUAGCACAAAACGUCAAGCAUCUCAAAUCGCUGGAGAUCGUAUGGCGAAUCAAAAGCAGCAAUCCGGACCAGGAGAGCUCAUUCAACGAGGCAAGUCCGGAACUGUAUCGGGAUUUCUUCAACGCUCUCCGAUCCAACACAAGUAUCACCAGCCUAAGUAUUCGCGCCAUGCAGGAUGGGGAGCCUUUCUCAGACCCCAAGAUUGAGUUAUUCUUCUCCCACCUGCAGCGAGUCUUAAACAAGGAGAACCUGAAGGAAUUGGAGAUUAAGGAGCUCAACAUGAUGGCAUCUAAACCUCUCCGACGGGCGCUGGAGGGGGCUACUUGUAAUAUGGAUAGGAAGGCGUUAGACUCCCUGGAACGGCUGCAUCUUGAUAUGUACUUGCGGGACGAAGAUUUAGAGGUGAUCUGUGACCGACUCAAGAGAUGCGCUGGCAACUUAAGGGAACUGCAACUGAGAGGGCUGGAACACGGCCGUCGGGGGUUCGGAAACCUUGUGGAGCUGCUGAAGAAGAACAAGAACCUACAUACUCUUUGCUUGUCAAUGAACAAGGAGAAGCUGAUGUAUGGGUCAGUUGGCUUCAUGACACCCUCGGAUCUUCACGCUGAACAAGUCCACAUGCCGAGAUACGCCAACAGGAAGAGCAAGGACGCGUUCAGACAGCAGGAGCAGGAUCAGCGGCCGCCCUGCCCUCCCGCCCCGCUGCAGUACCCAACUCGCGAGCUUAGUUACCUCUUCAAUGACCCUCUCCACACGGGCACCAAACACUCGGUAGAGGCACGCGGGUACUACUUUAUCUGUGGCGGUGGUGAAAGCAGGCUACCACUCCCGCUGUGCAUCAGUAGUCAACACCAGUCAGUCUUCCAUAUGCUCUUCUCGGCCGUCGCGGAAAGCUGUCUUCGUAAUCUUACCUUAGUUGACCCCUGCCUAUACCUGACCACCGCUGACUUGGUGUGUCUUGGGGAUGCCAUCAGACGCACUAGGCACCUGUCCAUGCUCAAACUAUCCGGCCUCUCGGCAAUGCACUACAUGCCAAUACUCCUCGGCCUUGGACAGUCGCAGAGUUUGAAGACAGUGCGGUUAGAGUCUCCAAGUGUCACCCUCACAGAUCGGGCGUACCACCUUGCCUGCACUGCCCUCAGGCACAAUACGGCCCUGCGCUCUCUCUCCCUUGCACAUUGGGAGUUUUGUUUACAGGACAAAGCAACAGCAAAACAAUAUCUGAAGGAUCUUUUGAGCUGUUGGCGUGUGGAGGACCUUAAUCUUAGUAACUGCAUCAUAGACGUGAGUGGGGGCCUGUCCUCCUCUCCCCCGCUGCUGCCCCCGAUCCUGCCCCCCAUCCAUGCCCCAACACAGCACUGGUCCGCCAUUAAGACCCUUAGACUAUCGGAGGUGAAAGUAAAAGACUCCCCAGGAUUUCUUCAGAGGGGUCACUUGCUCCUACCAAUCCUUCGGUGUUGUCCCAACCUGACAUGCCUAGACUUAUCAGCUGGCUACGCCCUCCGCACCUCGCUGGACGAUACCGCCACCAUCGCCUUCUUCGAGCUCCUGCAAGCGAACUUCAGGAGACUACGUGAACUGACUCUGGGUAACUGGGAAUUCAAAUUUUCCCAUUACGAGAAGACAUGUGCUCGAAUAGGUCAGAUCGCUCGCUCCUGCCAUGACCUACGAGUUCUGACGAUGGAUAGAGUGAUGGAGGUACGAUCUGGGUUGGCUAUCUCCCUCCCUUGUACCUAUACUUUCCUUCACCAGCUUGUCAAUAACCUGCCAAAACUUUGCGAGCUGUCACUUUGCUACUACAAGAUCGACCACGUGGAACUUGAUGUAGAGGCCGCGUCGAGACUCGCCUCCUGCCUUCACGACCACUGGACAUCCCCUACCAGGUUUAAAUUGAAGGUUUUCGGUCUCUCAGCGCGUGUGGAGGCGGCCAUUCAUGAAGUCCUAGGGAAAGAAGGGUUUAGUGUGAAAGUUAGCGAGGAGUACCCAAGGGUGUUCAGUGUCCGCCGUCCACCGUGGGUAUUUCUUGCUAGCUGAAAAUUCCGGGCGGCUGUGUCCUAUUCUGCUCACUAGGGAAGGGUUGUAGGAUGGGGUAGGACUGUAGGAUGUGCUACGAUACGUUUGGAAGACAGAAUGCAUUGUUUUUUUUUUUUUUUUUUUUUUUUUUUAAGAUGGGAAAAGAGGAGAAAUGUUAAAUGCAUGUUUGGAAAGGGAGGAAAAAGGAAGAAAUACAGAAAUGUUUUGUAUUUUUAGAAUACAUGAAGGAAAUGACAAAUACUAAAUGCUUGUUUGGAGAAGGAAAAAAAUGCAUAAAUGUUUGUUUUAGGAAUGAUGUGAAGGAAAAAUGGGACUGUAGGAUAUGUUUGGAAGAUAGAAUGCAGUUGUUUUGUUUGCUUGUUUGUUUUUAAGAUGGAAAAGUGGAGAAAUUCUAAAUGCUUGUUUGGAGAAGGAAAAAAAUGCAUAAAUGUUUGUUUUUUGGAAUGAUAUGAAGUAAAUGGGACUGUAGGAUGUGUUUGGAAGAUAGAAUGCAGCCUGUUUGUGUGUUUUAAAGAUGGGAAAGUGAACAAAUACUAAAUGCUUGUUUGGAAAAGGGGAAAAAAUACGAAAUGUUUGUUUUUUGGAAUGAUAUGAAGGAAAUGGGACUGUAGGAUAUGUUUGGAAGAUAGAAUGGAGUUGUUUUGUUUGCUUGUUUGUUUUUAAGAUGGAAAAUGGAAAAAUACUAAAUGAUUGUUUGGAAAAGGGGAAAAAAUACGAAAUGUUUGUUUUUUGGAAUGAUAUGAAGGAAAUGGGACUGUAGGAUAUGUUUGGAAGAUAGAAUGCAGUUGUUUUGUUUGCUUGUUUGUUUUUAAGACUGAAAAGUGGACAAAUACUAAAUCUCUGUUUGGAGAAGGAAAAAAAAUGCAUAAAUGUUUGUUUUAGGAAUGAUAUGAAGGAAAUGGGACUGCAGGAUGUGUCAUAAAGAUACAUUUGAAGGACAAAGAUGAGGACUCUAGUUGUCUUUAGAAGGAUAUAAUGUCCUGUUUGUGUUUGAGAUGGGAAAUGAAAGCAAAUUAAGAGUAGAUAAGCUGAAAAAAAAAAAAUGAGAAAAGAUAGAGAGAGAGAGAGAAAAUAAUUGAAGAUACGAAGAGAGAGAGAAAGGAAAAGAUAAGAAAAGCAAACCAA